AGGACACCUACGCCUCGGAGGAGCUGGUGGACCAGCAGCCUGUGCUGCUGAAGGUGAUGGAAACGGCCGACCAGGAUGGUCCUGGGAACUGUGAGCGCUACCUGCGUUGGGCAAGCGCCUUCCUCGUCGUCUACAGCAUCGAGGAUCGGAACAGCUUCGAGGGCUGCCAGCGCUACCUGGAGAUCCUCGCCCGGCACGUGAGGGGCUGCCAGCGCCGCUGCCCUGUGCUUCUGCUGGGGAACAAGCUGGACAUGGAGCAGUACAGGCAGGUGCCCGCGGCCGAAGGGAUGUCCCUGGCGACCAGGUUUGGGUGCCUCUUCUACGAGGUGUCGGCGUGUCAGGACUUCGCGGGGGUGCAGCACGUCUUCCACGAAGCGGUGCGGGAGGUGCGGCGCCAGGUGGAGGGGAACCCACCUGUCCGGCCACUCUUCAUCACUGAGGAGCUGGUGGCCACGCCGGUGGCCCUGCCCACUCGCCACGGCUUGGCCAGUUGCACCUGCAACACCCUCUCCACUGUCAACUACAAGGAGAUCCCCUCGGUGGCCCAGGCCAAGCUGGUCACCGUCAAGUCCUCGCGGGCUCAGAGCAAGAGGAAAGCUCCCACGCUCACCUUGCUGAAAGGCUUCAAGAUCUUUUAG
Antrostomus carolinensis (chuck-will's-widow) is the source of this 638-nucleotide messenger RNA. RefSeq names its product RAS like family 12 (gene RASL12). NCBI's taxonomy places the organism in Eukaryota, Metazoa, Chordata, Aves, Caprimulgiformes, Caprimulgidae. The record is from RefSeq and is a predicted model, not a curated record. Gene Ontology annotation, molecular function: GTPase activity; GTP binding.